GCCGGACAGAAAAUGUUGUUGAACCAGGAAAUGCCGCCGGUAAUUUAUCCGUUUCAACAUGGAGGUGAAAAGAGAAAUCUGAAGGAGACUACGCGCAGACAUCAAAGUUACCGAUUUCCCAAGGUCCAAAUGAUGUGUGUAGUAUGAACUGUGCCCGCUGUCUUCUACGGCUCCAGAGUCCAGGGAUCCUGGCCGCCUCUGUCAGAGCAGCUGUCCGUCGUACUGCCCAACAUCAGCUAUCCACAGUACCGUCUGGAAUAACACCACACACUACCUAUAGCCAGACACUGAGGCAUUUCCAUGGCAGCACUGCACUGUCCAAGAGCCAGGCGGUUCCCACAGAUCAGGAAGAGAAGGACAAGUCCUUGAUCACAUAUGACGACCUGUUUGAGAGGGUGGCUAGAGAGACGAAGACUAAAGCCACGUUCAACAGGGUGGUGGAUGUCUUCUGUAACAGGGACAUACGCCGUCGGGGUCACGUAGAGUUCAUCUACGCAGCCUUGAAGAAGAUGACAGAGUUUGGGGUGGAGAAGGACCUCACAGUCUACAACAAGCUGUUGGAUGUUUUUCCCAAGGAAGUGUUUGUGCCCAGGAACUUUAUCCAGCGCAUGUUCAACCACUACCCACGACAGCAGGAGUGUGGAGUGCAACUCCUGGAGCAAAUGGAGAACUAUGGUGUCAUGCCCAACAUGGACACCAAGGUUCUCAUUGUCCAGAUCUUUGGGGAGAAGGGGCAUCCGAUGAGGAAGUUCCAGCGCAUUAUGUACUGGUUCCCCAAGUUCAAGAACGCCAACCCCUUUCCCAUCCCCAGGCAGCUUCCAGAGGACCCGGUGGACCUAGCCCGUCUCUGCCUGACCCGCAUCGCUAACGACCUAGACUCCAAAGUCACGGUCCACCAGACGCCCUGUAGCGACAUCACUGAGUCAGGAGAGGAAGUUACGUACCCGCUGAUCGUAGGGAUCCAGAGCCCGGACCAGAUGGAGCUGCUGGCCAGACAUAACCCCGAGCGGCCAGUGUUUGUGGAGGGCCCAUUCCCUCUGUGGCUGAGGAAGAACUGUGUCUACUACUACAUCCUCAGGGCAGACCCGCUGCCCCCCGACCAGAAGGUGGAGCUUCCGUAUGACCCAGAGAGGAGUUUUUACUUCCCUCUGCAGCUGGACCUCGAUCUAGACCGGGACUUGGGGGACGACGACAGUUUCGAUGUGGACGACGUGGAUGAAGGCCCGGUGUUCGCCAUGUGCAUGACCAGCCAGGGGAACCAAGCCACGCUGAACCAGUGGAUCUCAGGCCUGCAGGAGAACAACCCCGUCCUGGGCCUCGUCCCCACCCUGUUCCGCCUGGAGGCUGGGCCCGCGGAGCUCCUGGGGGUGUCAGAUCCCGAUCCAGGACACGGGUACAGGCCGGGGGGGGCGGAGGAGACGCAGACGGGGGCAGAGACAGAAAUUGUUGUGGAGGAGGAGGAGGUACAUCCCCUAAGCCAGAGGGGGAAGCAGUGAACAGUUACGGGACAAUGAGGAGUUAUUUCACCACCAGAGACGCCCCCCUGGGUGAAUUAUGUUUUUCAUCAGUAUUUAUAAUUCUACUCUGAUAAAGGAUGUCAGCUGAUAUUUAUUGGAUAAAAUAAACCGUACCACUUACUGGUACAUAGGGGUUUUAAGGCCAUUACUUCACAAUCGAGAGCUUCACAAUAAUACCUCGAUCAUAUUUAAGUUACUGCAACGACAAAAAAAAGAAAUGCUGACAGCAUUUCUGUAGAGCAGUUUCUGCGUACAGUUAAAUUCACACGUUGGUUCAAUCCAACACAAGCACCACAAACUGCCAUGGUCUUGGGCAAAAAUUCAGCUUUUUGCUGGAAAUUAACCUACGUGGUAUCAAAACACAAUGAUGCUGUAGGUGUGUAUGAGGUGUGAGCUUGGAAAUACCGUAGCUGAUCUGUCGCAUGUACAUCUGUAACCGGAUGCUUUUUGAACUCAUUCAGUGUUGUGAUCAGUACACCUACUGUUUGACUAAGUUUGAAUUUGAACCAUGCUAAGAUCCAACAAUGUCUCUGUGAAUCAGAAAAUAAACGAUUUAAUGUUGCAAA
Messenger RNA from Esox lucius (northern pike), 2083 nucleotides. It is a transcript of the gene ecsit, whose product is annotated as ECSIT signaling integrator. Gene Ontology annotation, cellular component: mitochondrion. NCBI's taxonomy places the organism in Eukaryota, Metazoa, Chordata, Actinopteri, Esociformes, Esocidae. The transcript is spliced from 7 exons. The coding region runs from base 144 to 1496 and encodes 450 amino acids. Gene Ontology annotation, molecular function: protein binding. The record is from RefSeq and is a predicted model, not a curated record.